Molecule: messenger RNA, 1137 nt
Organism: Amorphotheca resinae ATCC 22711
Lineage: Eukaryota; Fungi; Ascomycota; Leotiomycetes; Helotiales; Amorphothecaceae
Exons: 6
Coding region: 147-989 (280 amino acids)
Biological process (GO): mycotoxin biosynthetic process
Source: RefSeq, a predicted model, not a curated record
CACAUAUCAGGUUACGUAGGAACGGAUUGGGUUCUUGAAUCAAGAGGACGUUGUUGCGGACUCUGAGUUCACGACCCCUCGAUAUCGCUCUUACCUAUACUCCAUGAACAAAUUCAAUCAGAAGUAUCGCACUGCUUCCGCAAGCAAUGAUGGGCUUUUCAUUGGAACCGUAUUCCCGUGUAUCACUCGAGGAGAAUGGUCUUACUGAGGAUCCUCUCCUCCCAACCCUGGAGAAGGUAGCAGACAAUGAGAAUCGCUCGGAUGAGCGUAUGGCUUGGAAAGCACCCAUCAAGUACUUGAUUUCGUCGAAGAAAAAUCCAUGGCUUCUUCACUUGGUUAUAUUGUUGACUUACACAACAAUAUAUUUAUACAUGCAAAUCCAGCUGGUGAAAGGAACGAAGAAAAUCCAAGACCUUAUCUACACUCCAGUGAGAUCUGCCGUUGAAUUUGAGAAGAGGGUAUUUCACAUUACCCUCAAUGAUACCAACGCUUUCAAUGGCCCCCCAAGUCAAGAGCUUGAUGAUGCUUGGCACGUGCUUCUACAGAAUAUGAACAUACGACUGUCAAGUAAUGAAUUGAAAGACCUGAACAAGACAUCCGUCAUGCUUGCAGAUGGCUCUGGAGAUUACAUGGCCACCAUAGAUGCCUAUCACCAACUUCACUGUUUGCAAUAUAUCAGGCAGGUCAUUCACAAAGAUCACUACACCUUUCACGCAGCUGACGUAUCACUCAUCGAUCAUGCUGAUCACUGUAUCGAAAGUCUUCGUCAAAGUAUCAUGUGCAACCCUGACCUCUCCAUCCUGACCUAUAAAUGGUUGCCCAACAUUCGAGGCCCAUGGCCCGACUUCGAGACAGAGCACCAAUGCGUCAAUUGGGAUAAGAUAGAUGCCUGGUCCGGGCAGCGCGCGUUCAACAUGUUCGACCCGAAAUUCUUGGUUCAUCCCACCCUUGGACCAACCUUUGGAAAACCAACUUCGGGAGACGCUUGAAGGAAGAGGGUGAUUCCGGCAGACUGUCGCUGGAUAGGGCCGAACGGAGGGACCAACAGAGAGAUCAAAACAAGUCAUUCAGUGGUAAAUGAUCUGUUUAAUGCAUUAAAUUACUUCGUAAGUUAACAUUCAACUGCCGAAUGGAGGG